GUGACCUGAGAGAUGCCGGACGACUGGAAGAAGGACGCGUACCCUGAGCCCCCUAACCGGACCCCGGCUGCGGACAAACAGACCGCGCUCCCCAACCCGGCCGUUAUCGUCGGGAAGCUCUUUAACUAUGCGGUGGAUGCUCCGGUCACGCUGUUCCACGACUGGGUCGAGAGGCAGCGGUUAAAGAACAAGUAUAAUUAUUAUCACCGGGAAUAUCGCCGCGUCCCCUACCUGACGGAGUGUGAAGUCGGAGACUAUCUCUGCUAUUAUGAAGCUGAAAUGCAGUGGAAAAGGGAUUACAAAGUGGAUCAGGAGAUUGUGAAGGUCCUGCAGGAGAGAAUGAGAGCGUGUCAGCAGAGAGAGGGUCACAGCUACAUACAGAAUUGUGCCAAGGAGGUCGCCCAGUUCACUGAAGCUGCCAAGGGCUACCAGUCUAGAUAUGGUGAUCUCGGUGCUUAUGGCAACGCUCGGAAAUGUCUGAUGAAGCAGAAACACCGAAUGAUUUCAGAAAGAAAAGCAGAGGCUCAGGACUCGUAAGCCUUGAACCCUACAGCACUUGCCCUGCGUCUCUCUGAUACCAGUCUGUAUAAUAAACUCUCUAUUAGAACUUG
Molecule: messenger RNA, 611 nt
Organism: Xenopus laevis (African clawed frog)
Lineage: Eukaryota; Metazoa; Chordata; Amphibia; Anura; Pipidae
Gene: ndufb10.S
Product: NADH:ubiquinone oxidoreductase subunit B10 S homeolog
Cellular component (GO): mitochondrial inner membrane; respiratory chain complex I; mitochondrion
Source: RefSeq, marked provisional